This is a messenger RNA of Bombina bombina (fire-bellied toad), 365 nucleotides long. Its product is annotated as telomeric repeat-binding factor 2-like. Gene Ontology annotation, cellular component: nucleus; shelterin complex; chromosome, telomeric region. The annotation marks the transcript as partial. Gene Ontology annotation, biological process: regulation of telomere maintenance via telomerase; telomeric D-loop disassembly; protein localization to chromosome, telomeric region. The record is from RefSeq and is a predicted model, not a curated record. The transcript has 3 exons. NCBI's taxonomy places the organism in Eukaryota, Metazoa, Chordata, Amphibia, Anura, Bombinatoridae. Gene Ontology annotation, molecular function: G-rich strand telomeric DNA binding; double-stranded telomeric DNA binding; telomerase activity.
AUUCCACUUUUGAUAAAGAUGGUAAUGAGUCACCCUUGGAAUCUGCUAUCGGAAUUCUUGAUGUAAUUCAAAAUGAGCUUCAACUUGAUGCAGAGCUAGUAAAAAGCAACAAACUGAUGUUGAAAGAAGCUGCGGUUGUGGUGUGUAUAAAGAAGAAGCAGUACGAAAGAGCUAGUAGAAUUCUGCAGAAGUUAUUUUCUAACCACACCAGCACAAGGAAACUUCAUGCUGACCUGAAGGAAAUUAUAAAGGAAAGGAACCUAAAACAUCCUAUCGUUCGGAGGUUCUCUUUUUCCACCAUAAAGCAGAAGAUCUACAAACUUUUUGAGAGCCUUAUUGAUGACGCUGCUCCCUUCUUGUUGACU